AUGGCACAGGGGGGCUAUCAGCUGGAUUAUCAUAUCCUGCAGGACCUCAAGCAGCGCUUCCCCGAGAUCCCGGAAGGAGUGGUGUCACAAUGCCUUUUGCAGAACAACAAUAAUCUGGAUCUCUGCUGCCACCUGCUGGCCAAGGAGAGUAAUCGAUACCUCUAUGGAGACUUCCAUCACAGUCCAGAGGAGGCACGCCGGGGUCAAAAUCACAUGCUGCACAUAAGCCUGGGUCACCCAGGUUCAGAAGUAAAGAAGCCAAAUGGAGGACCUGGGCGCUCCCUCGUACACAGCACAAGUGACAGUCACAUUGAACCACAGAGACCAAGUUACCCUGAGCCACUGUCUGCCCCUGCCACCAUGGCCCCCUCUCCGGUUUACAAUCCUUUUUUCAUUAACGACCCGAGCCGUUCAGCCAGCACUCCUACCCCUCCGCCAACUAUUCAGGGUAUGUCCCCCACGUUCUCCUCUGCCUCACGGUAUACUAUGAACCCUAUCACGGUUACGAUUCCGCAAAGUAUACCCAAUGCCCCGCAGGCUUUGCAAAUAACCCCGGGGCACUAUGGUAACAGCAGCAACACCACCCAUUAUAUUCGGCCCUCACCAUCCCAGAGCCCACAGCCACCACCUUGGUCCUCAUCGAACACCUCUGUUUAUCAGCAUCAACAGUCUCCGUAUAGCACCCCCACGUAUGGCUCGCCUUACAGCUCUCCCCAGCAUCAACCCCAAACCCAGCAGACAUCCCAGCACCAGCAAUAUGUCUUCCUCCCAAUUACCUCGCCAACCCUUCCCAGCAUGCCCUACCACCACCCACAACAACCACAACAGCAGCCCCCUCUUUACAGGCCCUAUCAUGCUAAAAGCUCCCUUAAGAACCAGAUGGAGAUUACUCUGGAAGGCCCACGGCCUCGCAGCAACUCCCCUGUCCACACUGCCCACCCCCAGGGAGCACUUUAUAUCGCCACCAGCCCCUCACCCGGCUCCCCUUCGAGGGGCGUCACGUUGAGCGGAACUACCGGAGCGUCACCCUAUCAUGCCGGAAUAUACCUGCAGCCUCGGCCUACGGCCUCACCUCAGCCAGGCCAGUCAGCCUACACCUUUAGAUGCAAAGUAUCCCCCGGAGGGCAGGCCCAGAGAGCACCCAGCUCUCCUCCCGUGGCAGAGGCGGAAUCACUGCUCAACAUUGUCGACCAGGGGGCCACCAACGCUGCCCCUCCACCCAUCCUCCCCAUCUCGCUUUUACCAGGGAAUGUAACUCGACAGUUGCAACAGAUGCCUCGACGGUCAAGCUCAGGCUCAGAUGACUAUGCCUACACACAAGCUCUACUGCUCCACCAGCGAGCCAGGAUGGAGCGUCUUCGGAAGGAGUUGCUGGUAGAGAGGCAGAAACUGGAGCAGCUCAAGUCGGAUGUCAACAACAUGGAAUACGACGCCCUGCAAAGACGCUUCCGUAGAGUCAGCUCGACCAGCUUUAUUCCCAGACCUGAGGAGAUGACGCGAUUACGGAGUCUUAACAGACAGCUUCAGAUUGAUAUCGACUGCACCCUGAAGGAGACGGAUUUGCUGCAGUCCAGAGGGAAGUUCGACCCACAGGCGAUGAACAACUUCUAUGACAACAUUCAGCCUGGCCCAGUGGUGCCGCCCAAGCCGGGAAAGAAAGAAGGGGAACACUGCCCCAAGGUGGUGGCGGUGCCGCCGAGGGACGAGGACUUCGAAGGUGCUCAGUGGAGCUGCGACAGCUGCACCUUCCUCAACCACCCUGCUCUCAACCGCUGUGAACAAUGCGAAAUGCCGCGUUACACCUGA
Messenger RNA from Nerophis lumbriciformis (worm pipefish), 1806 nucleotides. The record is from RefSeq and is a predicted model, not a curated record. Lineage: Eukaryota; Metazoa; Chordata; Actinopteri; Syngnathiformes; Syngnathidae.